AUGUUCAAAAAUAUUCUCCAGAAAUUGGAAAACCCAAAGAGGCCGUUACUAGGGCCAAAUGUUAAGGCCCUACAAUUUUGGGGCCUAUUGUUACCAAAAAAUGUUUUCAUGAAGUAUUUUUACUUACUAAUGCAUUUAUUGGUGACAAUUUUCACUGCGACCGAACACAUAGACGUGUGGUACGUAAAAUCCGACUUGAAUUUGUUACUGAACAAUUUAAAAAUUACAAUGUUAGCGACCAUGAGUGUGAUAAAAGUAUCAACAUUUUUGAGCUGGCAAAAAUAUUGGAUCAGCAUCAUAGAGUACGUCACAAGGGCUGACUUGAACCAACGCUUAACUGAAGAUAAGAAAAAACUGGAACUUUUGAAGACAUUUACGAAAUAUUGUCGAAAGAUUACUUAUCUGUAUUGGUCGCUGAUGUACACGACCGUGGUCAUAGUCAUAGUACAGCCGAUCAUUAAAUAUAUUUCCUCGGAGACUUACAGAAUGAACGUAAAAAAUGGGACAGAGACGUAUUUACAAGUUGUCAGUUCUUGGGUACCCUUCAAUAAAAACACUAUGCUCGGGUACUUAGCCGCUUCGGUUUAUCAAAGCUAUGCUGCGAUAUACGGAGGAGGUUGGAUCACGUCUUUUGAUACGAAUGCUAUGGUGAUCAUGGUGUUCUUUAGAGCUGAAUUGGAACUGUUGAGGAUUGAUUGUGAAGAUAUUUUUGGGUCGGAGUCCGUCCCUGUAGAGCGUGGUGUAGCCUUGAAGAGGCUGAAAGAUUGUCAAAAAAGGCAUGUCGAGUUGGUCAAAUACGCUCGCCUCUUCGAUUCCUGUUUGUCACCAAUAAUGUUACUGUACAUGUUUGUCUGUUCAGUUAUGUUGUGUGUCACUGCCUAUCAAAUCACUAUCGAGACAAGUCCAAUGCAAAGAUUCUUGACGACGGAAUAUCUUGUUUUUGGGAUUGCACAACUUUUUAUAUACUGCUGGCAUAGCAAUGACGUCUUGUAUGCUAGCGCAGACCUUAUGCUAGGUCCAUAUGAGAGUACUUGGUGGUCCAGAAGCGCGCAGUAUCGUAAAGAUCUUUAUCUUUUGGUAGCACAAUUCAAUAAGAGUAUUGUCUUCUCAGCUGGACCAUUCUCGAAGUUGACUGUCGCUACUUUUAUCAGUAUUUUAAAGGGUGCGUAUAGUUACUACACGCUGCUGAGUCAGUCUCAAAUGAAAUAA
This is a messenger RNA of Spodoptera littoralis (African cotton leafworm), 1209 nucleotides long. The record is from the annotation of a GenBank genome assembly. NCBI's taxonomy places the organism in Eukaryota, Metazoa, Arthropoda, Insecta, Lepidoptera, Noctuidae.